AGCAGCUUCACACUAUGUUUGUUCUGGCUCUGUUCAUCUCCAUCAUGCUGGGAGCAUUCAGUGCUCAGGCAGUGGUCACGAGCUUUGAUGAGUGUAAAGAGGUCUUCUACAAAGGAACAGAACCAGGAGGAAUGGAUCAGAAUGCAAAGAAAAUCUGUCAGAAGCUUGAAAAUGAUGGCUAUUACGCUACCCUGUACUCAGUUAAUCACGGGAUCCCUCUCUACACUGCAUACUUAUUUAACGCUAACUGCUUAAGCAUUGCUGGAAGAAGAGAAAACUGGCAUGCAGAGCCACGGAUUCCCCAACCUAGAUCCACAAUUGAGAAUAUUUUCUUUGAAAAUUAUACAAUGGUUUGUAAAGAAAACCAAGCCAUCAGCAGUAACUACAGUGACACCGGAUACGACCGUGGUUAUCUGUACCCCAGUUUUCAAUACAGUGAAGAACAAAAGGCAACAUUCUCACCGACCAAUGCUGUUCCGAUGGACGCGUGUUUCAACGGAAUCCACUGGAAGAACUAUGAGAAGGUGCUGAGGACUUUCUUAUUACUGAAGUAUUCCAGUUCUGAUUUAGAAAGAAAACGUAUGGAUGAGCCAGAUGAAGAAUUUUCGAUGAAUAAUAUUGCUACAGUCUACAUUGUCACAGGGACGGUCCCCAGUGCAAAUGAACAAAUACCAUACAGGGGAACUUCUAAAGACCCAGAAAGAGUGACUGUGCCCUCUCACAUCUGGACAGCCGUCUGUUAUAAAGACCGCUUCAAUGACGCAAAGUCAUUUUCCUUUGGCUAUAUUGGAAAUAACCUGCCGGAUGGACGCAUAACUCCGAUGCUUAUCCCAGAUUUAGAGAAACGGCUCAGUGAACUCUACAGGGUGGUCUCAAAAUCGCCUCGGUCAAUUAACAUAUUUGCUGAUUGUUUUUCUAAAAAAACAAAUUUAGGUGAGGUUCUUUACUUUCAGAAGUUAAUUAAUCUACAAUUGAGCCGAGCAGUCCAAUCAAGAUCAGACAUACAAAACAUGAUCAAAACAGUGAAAAGAGCCCUCAGAACUGACACCAAAUUUACAGACAACUUCAAGGUGACUAAGAUGACGGCAGAAUUAGCCUUUGACAGCAUGAGCUCUUAUCGCAAUGUGACAGAAGAUCUGAAGCGUGCUACUGGAAGUUCUUGUCUUAUAACUUACGUCAGUCCACAAAAGGAAGGGAUGAAUGAGCGGAGAAAGAGGGGGGUAUCCGAGUUUUCAGAUGCUGUU
Molecule: messenger RNA, 1244 nt
Organism: Labeo rohita (rohu)
Lineage: Eukaryota; Metazoa; Chordata; Actinopteri; Cypriniformes; Cyprinidae
Product: endonuclease domain-containing 1 protein-like
Exons: 2
Molecular function (GO): nucleic acid binding; hydrolase activity; metal ion binding
Source: RefSeq, a predicted model, not a curated record